Myotis myotis is the source of this 2865-nucleotide messenger RNA. RefSeq names its product GTPase IMAP family member 7-like. Bases 164 to 1051 code for a protein of 295 amino acids. NCBI's taxonomy places the organism in Eukaryota, Metazoa, Chordata, Mammalia, Chiroptera, Vespertilionidae. The record is from RefSeq and is a predicted model, not a curated record. The transcript is spliced from 3 exons. Gene Ontology annotation, molecular function: GTP binding.
CAGCUGGAAGAGUGUCUUUGGAGAACAUUUGAGAACUCAUCCACAGGUUGAAAAGAAGUGUAACCAAGAAAUCCAGUUUCCAGCUUCUGUCCUUGUUCCCUACACCCUGCUUCUCCCAUCCCAGGUCUUGUUGGUACCUGCACCCAGAGCCUCUUGAAAGAACAUGGCUGGCCUUCAGGACAACGAUCUGAGGAUUGUUCUGGUGGGGAAAACUGGAAGUGGAAAAAGUGCAACAGCAAACACCAUCAUUGGGAGAGAAGAAUUUAAAUCUAAAGUUGCUCCUUACUCUGUUACCAAGGAAUGUCAGAGAAAAGAGCGACACUGGAAGGGGAAGGACCUUUGUGUCGUGGACACCCCAGGGCUCUUUGACACCAAGGAGAAACUGAAGAGCACCUGUGAGGAAAUCAGCAGGUGUGUCCUCCUCUCCCUCCCUGGGCCUCACGCCAUCAUCCUGGUUCUACAGCUGGGCCGCUACACGGAGGAGGAGCAGAGAACAGUUGCGUUGAUCAAGGUCAUCUUUGGGAAGGAGGUCAUGAAGCACAUGAUCGUCUUGUUCACUCGCAAAGAUGAUUUGGGUGAUCAGACACUGCCUGAGUUUAUGGAAGGUUCAGACGUAAACCUGCAAAACAUCAUCAAGGAGUGUGGGAACCGCUGCUGUGCCUUCAAUAACCGAAGUGUAGAUGAGGCUGAGAAGGAAGCUCAACUGCAAGAGCUGGUGGAUCUGAUAGAGGAAAUGGUGGGGAAGAACGGAGGGGCCCACUUUUCUGAUGCCAUCUAUAAGGACAUAGACAAAAAGCUGAAAAACAAGGCAGAAGCCUUGAAGAAAAUCUAUGCUGAGCAAUUGAAGAAGGAAACUAAACUAGUUGAAGAGCAAUGUGCUCAGGGAAAAAUACCAGAGCAAAAAGCGAAGGAGAAAAAAAAUUCCUUAUUGGAGAGCUAUAAUGAACGUAUUAAAAAUAUUGAGAAAGAAGCUGAAAGGAAUAUAUUUCAAGAUGUUGUAGAUAUGGUUCGGAAUACACUUUCAAAAAUAUGGAAUAUGUUUUGGAAAUGAUGUAAAUUUUAUUUUUGUCUCUUAAUUUACUAUGAUUUGUUAAUGUGGUGAAUUCUAUUUUCCAAAGAUGACUAGAACAAUCUAUUCUAUCCCACCCAUUCUCCUUGUAAUCUGAGUUUAUUUUUCCUUCUAUUGAAUGAUAGGAUUUUUCCUCUACCGUGAAAUUCAAAGAACUUUGCAAUUGCUUUGACAACUAGUGAGAUAGGGAAAAUGCCUCUUUGCUCCCUAGGAUUUGUGGGCUUGGCUCUUGGCCACCAUGUGGUGAGGAAGCCCAGGUUGCCCAUCGAGAGGCCACAUGAAGAGGACUUGAAGUCACUGGCCCACUCCCCUGGCUGGUCUUUCAUCUACAGCAGAACCAACUUGCCAGCCAUGCAAAUGAGGCAACAUGGAAGCAGAUUCUCCAGCUGCCAACUGAGCCACCUCAGAUGAAGCAGCAAAGAGCAAAGAUGGGCCACCCCCCUGCAUCCUGCCCAGAUUUCAGAUUCAUGAGAAAAAUAAAGAGUGUUGUUGGUUUAAACCACUAGGCUUUGGGAUGGUUUGUUAUACUGUGAUAGCAACCACUAGCAUCUUCCUGGCUCACUCAUCACCAAUACCCACAAUGCUAACAAACUAAAGAAGUUACAGAAUUGGUAUAAUCAGGCAAUAACACAUUAUGAAGAGUCCACAGACUCAACUUAGGAAAGUUCAAAUGAGAAUUCCUGCCUGUGUCAAGUGUUAGCACCACUGGUGAUGCACAUUUUUUUCAGUCCACGUCUCUGAGCACCGUGAUGGUGAAGCAGCAGGCUUCUCCAACAAGAUGGUUCUGUGGUCCGUGUGAGGCAGGAUAGUAAGAGGCAAGAAAAACUCCUGGAAAAAUGGAUUAGAGAAACUGAGAUGAGAAAAUUAACUGUUUGGGAAGCUUGUAGCCAGCUUGUUAAUCACAAGACCUUAUCUUCCCCAAACAAGAGCAUUUGAGAGCAAAUGGUUUUGUAGGUCUCCUCCCUCACCAGAGAAUACAUAGUUUAAUCACUCUGGUCUGGGAGGUAGAGCACAAAGAACCAAUUCAUGUGAUUUGUGCCAGCUAAACCCAAGGGCAGAUGAAGUCAGGGGAAAAUAACAAAAAGCCAUUAAAGCCAGACACAACAAAGAUAAAACAAAACAGUAAAACAGACCAAAGCAUAACCCAAAACUCCCCUAUACACUUACCUUGAUGCAUCAGCACAUUAAAAAUGCACCUGGAAAGCUGAUCAGAAAAAUAAAAGGGUAAAAAGUCCUCAGGACAAGAACUCAUCAGAAAAGUGGACAAGCCCAAAUUCCUCUCAGUGCCUCCCUGGCAUCUGUGCACAACCCUCGAACCACAAUGCCCUUGGCAGCAGAGGAAAUGUCCAGUCUCAGCAUUUGUCACUGGCUUUCCCCUUUGUGUUCCCAAUGGUUUCCAGGCAGGGCUGUGGGCCUCACCCCCAUAUGCACUCUGCUGUUGCAGAUGAUUUCCCCCUUUUACCUGUCUCUUUAGUGAUGUGAAGGCCCCUGGGAGAGUUUGUCUGUGCAGACACAAGGGAGAGGAUACUGUAGGGAAGACAUUUUGGAUUACCCAGCAGAAUUGGAGGUGAGCUUGAGUUUGUUUGUGAGCGUAGAGACACUGAGGGCAGUGCAAGUGUGGGUGGACAGGAGAGCCGUGCUAACCUGGCUCAUUUAAUCUGGACCAGAGAGCUGACUCCCCCAGACCUGCAUGCAACAGAGGAAUGACUCUUUACCGCAUCUUGUAUCACCAAUUCGCAGCCCACUAAGACCUGUUUGCCCUUUACUUUGAUAUUGAAACAAAAAUGUCAAAACCG